AAGGUGCAUAAGACUCUCGCGAAAGCGAUGGUCUCAUCGUCAUUUGCCUGGUGUAAGCCACCACUCAGUGUGUCUCAAUGAUCCUUACUAGUCCGGAGCCACGAGACAAAAUUUCCAGACCCCCCGAUUUUUAAUCAGUGUCACAAUAGACUUUGUUCGCCCACCACCGAACCUGACAGCCUGCUCCCGGUUUGCAUAAGUACUUUAUCUGACAGCAGCGCGGUCGGGCGUCCGGGGAGCAGCGACGACAACGAUUCUCUACCCCCAAGCCAGGCCAGACAUCGACCAGGCCUUCUUCAGUAGUCAGCCAUAUUCUGAAUCCCGCCGAGCGCGACACCAGUCAGUAAACAAUGUCUUCGGGGGACGGCGCCAGAGGCGACCAGCCUGAGCCAUCGGCGACCUCCAAAGCGGGCACACGAAAGAAGAUCCGACCCACAUACUCGUGCUUAAACUGUCACAAGCGCAAAGUCAAGUGCGACCGAGUAAAGCCGUGCGGUGCCUGCUGCCUCCGCGGCACGCCGUCCGAGUGUGAAUACGGCACCAGCAAGCGGGACCGCCAUUACAUCCAACAGUCGGCCCUAAUUGAAAACCUUCUACGUUCCUGUGAGAGUCUCAAACACCAGCUUGCCGAGGCUCGGCAACUCGCCAAUCUUCCCGCCGUCAAGGAUGAAGAUGGGCCAUCCCAGAACAGUCAGGCUCUCUAUUCCAUUCGGGAAAAGGAAUCCAAUACGCCAGAGGAUGACGACGACGAGUCCGGGGAUGACUUGGAUCUUGCCUCCAAAAUCCCGGGCCACCAGGCUGUAGUGUCCCCCAGUGCACUCGUGCCAGAGGAGCGACACACACGGAAAGAAACCAAUGCAUUGAUAGAGUUGUACGUCGAGCGUUUGGUCAAUAAUUUUAGCCCGGAAGCUGUCACGGGCACCAUUGCCUUACGGGAGGCACGAUCUAUGCGAGUCUUUUCUCCCAUUCUGUGUAGUGCUUUUGAAGCCGCGUCUCUUACCUUUGCUGGACGGCGUGAUGGGAAUCGGGCGGUUGAGAUGGCCGGGCAUGCGCGUUACCUCCGUGUCUUGCGCUCCCUCCAGACUGCCUUGUACGACCCUCAGGAAGGCAAGUCGACCGAGGUACUGGUGGUCGUCCUCCUGGCCACCAUCAUCGAAGCCUUCAAGCAAACAUCGAAAGACUCCCUUCUCAGACACCAACUAGGUGGCUUGGAGCUCUUACGCACACGGACACCGUAUCGGCAUCGGCAUGGCAUAGAACGCUCCCUGUUCGUUGACCUUCGAAUGUACUGGGUCACGGCAGCCUUGGUCCAUCGGAAGCCUUCAUUCCUCGCGGAGAAAGACUGGUUGACCGUCCCUUGGCCUGGGGACGGGCCCUCCAAAGACAUUCUCCAACGGCUGCUCGACGUCGCCGUGCAUAUCCCCGGAUAUCUAUCCCAGAUCGACGAGUUCACAGCCUUAUUAAAGGCCGGGACUAAGCCACCAUCGGAGCUCGUCACCCUGCAAAGCGCCAUCUGGGAACGCGCCAACGAGCUCCAAGGCCUACUCCAGAUGUGGAAGAGCAUGUACGCCGACACCUACCCCGCAGGCGGGCCAUGGGAAGAAUCCCACUACCGAGCGGACCCAGACGACAAUUUUCCCAGAUUCCGGUGUCGCAACCCAAGUACCAUGGAAGUAGUGAUUGCGCGGAAUAUCAUGUACCCCGACCUUCUUCUCGCGACCUCCAUGAGCUUCUACUGGGCCCUGGGCCUAAUCAUCUCUACCACCGACCCAGGCCUAGUCAGCGUCCUCGGCCUCCACGAACGAUACCAGUACGCAUGCAAUAUCUGUCGCAGCGUGAAAUACUACACCACGAACAUCCCAGGAUGCUUGAUCUCACGGGUGAUGUUCGUCCUCCGCACCGCGUUCGAUAGCUUCGCCGACGGCAUGAUCGAGAAGGAAUCCAUGGCGGAAAUGUUCGCCUACAUCGGUCACAAAUUCGAGUUCCCCGUGUUUUCGAACAAAUGCACCUCGUCUUCCGUAAGGAUCGAAGGAUCCACAUGACUCUUAGCUCCUCCUUUAUCCUCCUUUUCCUUAAUCUCCUCGACUCCCCCAUGGUUCUUUGUGCUUCCGGGCGGGUAGUUUGAUUCCAGGCGAGGAAAUCUGCGAGGAAAAUCUUUACGAGAUAAUGACACCACUCUUCCUUAUAGCCGUCUACCUUAUGUUCUAUUUCUUUAUACGCUCGAUUGGGGUUAGCUUGGAUGGAAGGAUCUGGGAAUUUGGGCUUGGUUUGGGUAUAUUAUGACUCUAAUUGGGGUGUUAAAGCACCUAUCUAGCUAUGAGUGAGAUGAUGCGGUGCCUGCAGAGGCUGUUAUUACUGGCACUGAAGAUGCAAAUGAGAACGAAAUUGAUAAUGAGAUUAA
Molecule: messenger RNA, 2401 nt
Organism: Aspergillus ibericus CBS 121593
Lineage: Eukaryota; Fungi; Ascomycota; Eurotiomycetes; Eurotiales; Aspergillaceae
Product: Zn(II)2Cys6 transcription factor domain-containing protein
Exons: 5
Coding region: 351-2042 (563 amino acids)
Biological process (GO): regulation of DNA-templated transcription
Molecular function (GO): DNA-binding transcription factor activity, RNA polymerase II-specific; zinc ion binding
Source: RefSeq, a predicted model, not a curated record